AUGAGCUGCAAAAAACUAGGUCCUCGGACGAAAGGUCUUCUUGUUCUACUUCUAAUCGCAGUUGUGGCAAUCGCUGUGACUGUUCUGGCCGUUCUCUUAACUCGGCCGACAACAAAAUCUUCAACUACUUCUUCGUCCAUUAAUUCGUCUAGCGCUCCAACAACGACGGGUGUCACUUCGAUAGCUACAACAACAACAACAACUCCGGGUACUACUUCGACAGUCACUACUACUGUAACAGAAUCGACGGUAUGGCGUAACACUGGUAGUAUGAAUAAUGGACGAUUUUCGCAUACAGCAUCUGUAUUACCAAAUGGGAAAGUGUUAGUUAUUGGUGGAGAAUAUGAUGUUGACUUUGAUCUAAAUACUACUGAAUUGUAUGAUCCAUCAACAGAAACUUGGUCAACAACUGACAGUAUGAAUAAUGCACGAUUUUUACACACAGCAUCCAUAUUAACAAAUGGAAAAGUGUUAGUUACUGGUGGACAGAACGGUCAUUCAGCUAUAAAUAGCGCUGAACUGUAUGAUCAAUCAACAGGAACUUGGACAGCGACUAACAAUAUGAAUAAUGCACGACAGUGGCACACAGCAUCCAUAUUAAACAAUGGAAAUGUAUUAGUUACUGGUGGACAGAUUGGUUUUUCAGCUAUAAAUAGCGCUGAACUAUAUAAUCCAUCAACAGAAACUUGGACAGUGACUGAUAGUAUGUAUAUGGGUCGAUAUCGACAUACAGCAUCCGUAUUAACAAAUGGGAAAGUUUUAGUGACUGGUGGAUUGGCUGAUGAGUACCUUUUUUUCUAUGGUGCUAUAUUAUAUGAUCCAUCAACAGGAAAUUGGACAAUGGCUGAUGGUAUGCGUCAUGCACGAGAACGGCACACAGCAUCUGUAUUACCAAAUGGAAAAGUGUUAGUUACUGGUGGAUGGAAUGGUAGUAUUGCUCACAAUACUGUUGAAUUAUAUGAACCAUCAACAGAUAUUUGGAGAACGACUGGUAGUAUGAAUAUUGGACGAUUUUCACAUACAGCAUCCGUAUUACCAAAUGGAAAAGUAUUAGUUACUGGUGGACAGAAUGGUCAUUCAGCUAAGAAUAGUACUGAAUUGUAUGAUCCAUCAACAGAAACUUGGCAAAUGAUUAGUAAUAUGAAUUAUGCACGAGAAAGCCACUCAGCAUCCGUAUUAAAAAAUGGGAACGUGUUUGUUGCUGGUGGACUUGAUCGUAUUGGUCUAAAUACUUCAGAAUUGUAUGAAUCAUCUCAAAUAAAUCAACAAUGA
Rotaria sordida is the source of this 1272-nucleotide messenger RNA. Lineage: Eukaryota; Metazoa; Rotifera; Eurotatoria; Philodinida; Philodinidae. The record is from the annotation of a GenBank genome assembly.